Lepidothrix coronata (blue-crowned manakin) is the source of this 1245-nucleotide messenger RNA. It is a transcript of the gene FBXL22, whose product is annotated as F-box and leucine rich repeat protein 22. The transcript has a single exon. NCBI's taxonomy places the organism in Eukaryota, Metazoa, Chordata, Aves, Passeriformes, Pipridae. The record is from RefSeq and is a predicted model, not a curated record. Gene Ontology annotation, biological process: SCF-dependent proteasomal ubiquitin-dependent protein catabolic process. Bases 382 to 879 code for a protein of 165 amino acids. Gene Ontology annotation, cellular component: SCF ubiquitin ligase complex.
CCAGUUUCAGUGACUCAAAGGAGAAUUUAAGACCUGCCUGGGGUUCAAACAUCAACACUCUCAGGUAGCAGCUGGCACCCAUUCAGUAAAUCCAAGGAGCUCAAACAGACUCAUAAUUCCUGAAAAUCCAGAGUUGGAGUGUCCUACUUGACCACAUACAGCAGUCUCUUCCCUCAGGUGUCCUCACCUUUCUCCUGAAAUAAAUCUUCUCUCUCCUGGGUCUUCACUCCUGUGCCUCACUGCACCUGGCAACUCCCUAAGAAAAACCAAUGGAGCUGCAGCUCAGAGAGGCCUCCACAGCCCCCGCUCCAGUGCCAGCUGAGCUGGAGGUGUUGCUACCAACACAAAAGGCAAAGAUGGUUAAGCUUUGUAAAGACUGAGAUGUACAUGUGUCCCCCCCACCCGUGCCUUUUUACCCCUCCCGCUGAAGAGCUGUUUUUCCAGAGUUCAUAUUUACUCCUGACAGUAUCAGCUCGUCCAAGCUCUAGGAUUUAUUUCUCCCAUCAUCUCACCUGUUGCCAUCAUGUUUCCAGGUGUCCAAACCUGCUGUCCCUGACCCUGUCUGGAUGUGGCCAUGUCACAGAUGACUCCAUCCUGCUGCUCCUCAGGAGCUGCCCCAAGCUGAGGACACUCAAGCUGGAGAACUGUGUGCGGAUCACGGACCGGAGCCUGCAGGCCGUGACCCUGCACGGGGGGGCCCUGCACACCCUGCACGUGGAUUUCUGCAGGAACAUCACCCAGGCUGGGCUGCAGAGGGUCAGGGAACAGUGUCCUUCAGUGAUGCUGAGAGCAGAGAGAAGUGCCAACAUGAUCCCAGACAGCCAGCCAGACAAAAAGCUGAGGCUUGAAAGAGCAUCAAGAAAGCUGGUUGAGCUUUAGGUGCAACAGACUGUGGGGUGGGGAUGAUCAGGGUGGGUAUCUCACCUCACCUGAACUUGGAGCAAUGACCUGUGGCACUUCCCUGCCUUCUGGUUAAGUCCAAACAAAUGGCUGGUUUGUUUUGUUAAGGGUGCACUGGGAAAAGGCAUUUCCACCAGGAAAUUUCCACCAGUUUGCUCUCUGUUGUUCCUUGAAACUGGAACCCCUGCCCUGCUGUCACACAAUGCCAGACCUGCCCCAAACUGCAGUUCGGGUCCCUCCUGCUGUGGGUGAGUGCAAUGCACCUCACUCAGGAGGGAGCAGCAGGAUCUUUGAUUGAGGCCAAAUUAUAGUUCAAUAAAUUUGAUGGAAUUUAACAAAGUUUCA